UAAACAAUGAGUAAUGGGUAUGUGUAGACUGAAUGGAAAUUAGUUUCGUUGUUUAAUGGGUGUUAUCGACUAAACGUGAAAAGUGUUUACACAUAGUUCUAUGUUGUAGUUAACCGGCAAAGUUCUGCUAGAAUCGUACGGCCAUUUACAUACGGUCUAUAGAUGAGGAAUUUAUAAGCUUUGAAACGAAUAUUCAGGGAACUUAAAAAGCGUUACUAUGACAUGUAUUGAUAUGUACGUACACACUUAAUAAAGGUUAACAGUUGAACCGUAGCGUUUUAUUACGUAACGCGUGAGCGCUCUCAGCAUCGCUGUAGAAAACUAGAUUGUAACGUUUGUUAAACAAUAGUGAUUUUUGUGGGAAUAUAAAAUUGUAAGGAAAAUAGAGAAAUAUGGAGGCUAGUUGUGCCCAAAUCCUUGGACUUAUAAUGUUGGUAAACACCAACCUGGCUAUCAUUAUAUCGUUCGCAACUCCAUACUGGAUAGUACAUGCUCUGGGAUACGGAAACCUCGGUCUCUGGGCGGAAUGUCUAGGGGAAAAAUGUACCUGGGUGUUUGAUAACGAGUUCGAGCUCCAAAGCCAGCGGCUAGACUGGUUCAAAGCCACACAGGGAUUGAUGUCAGUGGGGCUCGGACUUGGAUUAAUCGCCUUGUUGGUGGCCACAUUAUCACUGUGCUGCACGUGCCAUAGUUGCAAUCCACAUCAUCCAAUAUGCGGUCUUCUCUUAACCUCAUGUUUGUCAAUGGCAGUUGGGAUUGUAAUAUUCGGAGUGAAAGCACAUGACGAGUGGAAUAUAGAGUUAGAGAAGGGCCUGCACGGAAGCUUCGGAUGGUCGUUCUGGGUGGGCAUAGGGGCCACGGCUCUAGCUUUCUUGACCUCUUGUAUAUAUUGCUGCAUAGGCAGAAAACGUUACUGAUGAGGAGGAAAGACGUCAGAAAGAAACUGAUGAUUACAAAAUAAACAUUAAUGACGUCAUCAAUUUCGUUAUGUAGAAACGGAUGACGGCAGUACAAUAUUAAAGAUGACUGUCAUAUGUUCUCAAAAUAUAGUUUAUGAAUCAGUUAAGCGCAUGAACAUUUUUUUCUUCAUAUAUUUAUAUAAUGAAAAGUGAUUUUUUUUAUGUUAUGGUCAGUUCAUUUCAAUCGUUAAUAAUCAGUGCAGCCUUUAUAAACAAAAGUACUCAUGCAACAAUGUUAUUAAAAGACUAUAUAUCCUGCAAUUGCGAUCAAUAAAGAGAUUAAUAUCUCUCUGCAAUCGAUCACAAUAGUGCAGCCUUAAAUAUUAUAACCUAUACAUGCGCUCCAUUUAUCGCCGUUGCAGGUGUUAGUUUUUCUAGUCAAUCUUCCAUGCAGUUUCGCACUUUAUCUCUUUCGUAACUUGCUGCUUAAACUCGAUCUAGUUCGUUAAUUUCGGCUUGCACAGCCGCAGUGGAGUGUUUUUCCAUCAUGUUUUUCCAAAAUCUCCUUUGGCGUUAUUUAGUAAGUUUCUAGGUGCUAGCAUAAUUGUUUCAUUGUUUAGUAACGUAUUUCUUACGUUUCAAAAAAACAACGUUCCUAAAACUUCUUGCGUAUUAUGAAAACACUAAACUUUUGUUUUUUCAAGUUCGUGCGAAUCAAAAAAAUGUGUUUUAAUUAGAAACCUAACACGUGGUUUUCAGGGUUUUAAUUUUAUUUUCAUUUGAUAUAACCGGUAAAUAUAAAGUUAUUAUUUGAAGAAGAAAAAAGAAAGGAUGAAAUGUACCAGGCAUAUUUCAACCAUAAGAUAUUGGCGUUCAAUAGAAUAAAUAUUAAGCCUGACCGGACAGCUCGAACAUGCCAGCUGUUUCAGCUUUAUUGUUAUAAAGUAUUUAAGACGGCUGCUAUCUAAAAUGGACUGACCACCAUUUUGCUUCCUUAUUCUAUAUGUAUUUUUUAUGAUAUUUGCUUUCUUUAUGUUUAAGCUCACCAGAGCACAGCUUGCUCAAUUUGAGCUUUUGUGAUCUCACACCGUCCGGCGUCCGCCUGUCAUUCCGUUCAAAUUUCUUCAAACAGCAUGUCCUUCUCAACCACUGAAGCAAUUGCUCAAAGCUGUCUUGUUCUGAUCCAUGGUUGCUUUUUGUUGAAAUUGUUCAAAGAAAUCAUUCCAAGCAGAACACUGGUUGUCAUGACAUACAAAAACAAUCUUCUCCGACAUUGCAUGGAUAGAGCUAAGAUUUCUGGUAUUGUCUAGUGGACCUCUACCAAGAAUGCGCAAUACAAAAUAAUACCACUUAGGCUACUAUUAGCCAAAUCCUAGUGGAUUUUCCCUACAUAUGAUAUAAUGAAACUUAAAAAUCUUCUUCUCUGAAACCACAAAGCACAUGUCCUUCUGAACCACUGAAGCAAUUGCCCAAAGCUGUCUUGUUCUGAUCCAUGGUUGCUUUUUGUUGAAAUUGUUCAAAGAAAUCAUUCCAAGCAGAACACUGGUUGUCAUGAUACACAAAAACAAUUUUCUCCAAAAUUGCACGGAUAGAGCUUAGAUUUCUGUCAUUGUCUAGUGGACCUCUACCAAGAAUGCACAAUACAAAAAAUACCCCUUGGGCUACUAUUAGCCAAAUCCUAGUGGGUUUUCUUUACAUAAGAUUUAGUGAAACUUAAAAAUCUUCUUCUCUGAAACCACAAAGCGCAGGACAAAGAUAUUAAGCAUGGAGCAUUGUCUAGUGCACCUCUACCAAGGUUGUUCAAAUUACAGCCCUAUGGCAAAAAUGUCCUUGAAGCUUGGAAAUUUGAACUGUUCGCACAGUUUCAGAAGCAGACAUAAAUUUUGACAUCAGUUGGCCUAGAUUUUAAUCCUGUGAUCUACUUUCUUCUUUGAUAGCUAUAAACAUUUAGUAAACAUGUACAUACUUAGUUUAACAUACCAAAGUAUCCAGAACUACAGCUAUAAAGUUUGGACUCUUUGCAGUGUCAGAUCACCUAGAUUAAGAUAAUUGUGACCUACUUUUUGACUUUCUGAUCUCUGAACAUUGAAUGUUAGACUAUAUACACAAUUUAUCAUACUAACAGUUGACCUACAUUUUGACCCAGUGACCUAUUUUUUGUAUGUUUAAGUUAUCGGAAAGACAACUUGUUCUGUAGAGCUACAGUUAUGAAAUUUGGACCAAUGUUAAAAUAUACUUUGAAAAACUUCUAUAAACUUUGGUGAGCGAUAUAGGGUUAACUCGACUCUCUUGUUUACGUUAUUCUGUAUACAGCAAGCAUACAGUUGUUGUUUUAAUGUUGUACAAUAUUUAUGAUUCGUGUUAUAGGGCCUAUAUGAUUGUUUCGAAAACUGUUUUAUAUGCUAGUAUGUAAUCAUAUUACACGUAUUUGCUACAGCUUUUAUGUCAACAUCAUAUGUAUGAAAUUGUGUUUUAUACUAUACCUUUCGAUAUGAAUCUAGGGCAUUUGCGCUCCAGGACACCCCCCCCCCCUCGUCUAAAAUUGCAUCAUUUGACAAUUUCUCCCCGAGCGGAAAUGUAUAGAUAGGUACUUGACACACCUCAACCCCCUCGAUCCCCCCGGCACCAGCUAGUUUGGAAUUUUGCUAAAUCUUUGUCUAAUGCAGUUUUAGGCUUAUGUUUCAAUACAAAUGCAACAAUUAAAUUUAAAUGCAUAAUUCUUGAAAUACAUGAUGAUUUAAACAUAAGCUUAAGAGUGCAUUUGAUAUACAUCUUGCAAAUGACCACUGGGAAAGGGGGUGGAGGCAAAUUUUCGCCUUUCCAUUUGCACUGUAAAGGGUGGUACAAAUUGUAAAGUAGGGGUAAAUGUCCUGGUGGCAAAUGUCUGUUUACCUUUGGAUACAUUGCCAGUUAUAAGUCGCAUUCUCAUAACAACUGUAUACAUGAUUAAUAUAAAUGCGAAACUUUUUUCAGUUUGAAUUCUAUAAGGCAACAUCUUGCAUAACAAGUGAUAAUUUACCCGGCGGCCAUUGUUUUAAGAGGAUAUUUUCAAAAGGAAAUAGCUUGAGAUUUCUUUAUUAUUCUUGGCCUAUCAGUCGAGGGAAAUCGCUUGAGGUUUCUUUUCUGUUCUCGACCUAUUAGUAGAGGGAAAUAGCUUUAGGUUUCUUUUCUAUUUUUGGCCUAUUAGUGAGGAAAAUCGCUUGAGGUUUCUUUUCUGUUCUCGACCUAUUAGUAGAGGGAAAUCGCUUGAGGUUUCUUUUCUAUUAUUGGCCUAUCAGUAAAGGGAAAUCGCUUGAGUUUUGGCCUAAUAUAUAGUAGAGGGAAAUCGCUUGAGGUUUCUUUAUUAUUUUUGGCCUAAAAGUAGAGGGAAAGCGCUUGAGGUUUCUUUACUAGUCUCGGCCUAUCAGCUUGUACAAGAAUUUACAUACAAUUAACUCGGGAAUACAUUGUAUAUUGCUGAACACCUCUAAAAUAUAUUUAAUCAUUUUAGCAUCCCUUUAUUUGUAUAUAAGAUGUUCAUUUAAUGUGUAUAUGUUACAUACAAAUGUUUUGCUAAAGUUGUAAUAAAAUUCCAAAUGUUUGAAAUGCCUUAGCAUCAUAACAUAAAUUUAAAGGAUAUACAGCUUUAUAUACAUGUAUAUAAAGAAAUGUUUUUAGGCUUUUUUAUAUACAAUUUAUAGAUAGUAAAAUUUAUUUGUUUCCUUAUCUAUAAUCUUGAGUGUCAUAACGUCAUUUUAAUACUGCUUAAAUUUACCAAGUGAAAUAUUUUAAUGUUAAUAAAUCAUGUUAGCUUAAAUGAAAUUCCUUUUUUCCCCGAAAAAAAUAUAAAUUAUAUCAUUCUGCGUAUGUAAAUUAGCUUUGAGCUUAUUUCUUCUAUAGAUAUACUGUAAAAGACUCUGUGUUUAUGCCGGUAGUUCAGACAACGUAUAUGAAACAUUUUAAAGAACAACAAUUACAAUCAAAGCUUCUUAUCAUUAAAUUUUGAUAAGCUUUAUUCUAGUCAUUAAACAUUUUCGACACCAUGAUUGUAUGAAUGUAUGAAAAUUGUGUCCGAUUCAAAAUGUACGAAAAGAGGCGUUUCCAAAUCGUCCACGUGACAUUGUCAUUCAUGAGUAUUUUUUACAUUUUUUUUACCUUAGAAAAAUUCAAAUUAAUGAUGGAGAACCAUUUUCAUGUCAUUUGUACAAUUAACUACCUCUCCCUGUAGAAUUGCGUGCUUUCAUUAUGUCCAAAAAUAAUUGAUUGCAGCUAUGCAUUCAGACAAGGUUCUAUACUGUUGGUAGUUCUAUUUUUGUAUUUUGAUAUUGAAAUCCGUUAAAGGAACUCCACUGAGGUCAAAAUGCCUGAAAACAUAAAAUUCGAAAGUCUUAAAAAUAUCAAGUGAAUCUCUUAAAUGGAAAACUCCGCAAAGGAUAACAAAGAAAUAUACUAAGAAUUAAAUUGAAAGUCUUUUUUGAUUCGAUCUUUAGCCAGAUUCCAGUGAAAAGCGUUGCAACGCUUUUAUUCUUAGGUCGUUUUGCACAAGAAAAAUAUUUUUUCAUGACAAACGGGGUGAUGGAAUGUCCUGAAAUUUUUUACACAAGUUGAUGGUCUAGACUUUCAUCAAUUUGUAAACAAAUCUCGGAAUAAUAUUCCCGGUAAUGUCAUGUCAACAAACCUAGUGGAGUCCCUUUAAACUUUGCAUGGACUGUUCCAAACUCAAUUCAGGGCAAAUCCAUUACACAAAUUCAACAGGUCAAUUGUUAAUGUUGGUUUUUAUGACUUUUUAUGGUUUUAGUAAUCUCCCUUUACAAAUGGUUACAAUUGUUUAAGUUGCUGUGCACCGUGAACGCUGCUUCCUUUUCUCGUACUUUUAAUCGCAUAUUGUUAAAGAGGCCUACACUUUAUUAUAGCAUUAUUUAUCUGGUGCCUUUCGUUUUGGUCCUUUCUUGUCACGUGCAAUGUUUUUCGUCACGUGCAACGGUUCUUGUCACGUGCAAUGUUCGAGUCUCGUAAAGCUGUUAAUUCAGGUGAAGAUAGAAAAUAAAGCCUAGUAAGUGUUAACAACAUUAUACAAGUAAUAUCUACCAAAUGUAUUGUAUUUUCAACCAAAUUGACAUGCGGCAUCACGGCGGAUUAAGCCUCAGAAACGAAUUUAUAGUUUCCUUUCUUUAGAAAAUUCAAGCAUGUGUUCCAUUGUUAUGAUGUUUAAAUAAUGGAUUUACAGCAUGUUAGAUGUUGAACACUUUAAGAAAGUAGCACUGACAUUUAAAUAAGUUGUCAUAAAAGUAAAAAAAUUAGUAAACAGUAUGCUUACUUCAAUGCAAAAAGAAAAUUAAAUCGCUGUAACUUAAACUGUCAAAAAGCAACAUAAGCAAAAUAUUGUUUUACCAUGUGAAAAUAACAAUGAAGGCAUUUCUGGGGCUUAAUUGGGCGUUGAUGGUUAAACAUCGAUCAUACGCAUGUAAUAUGCGUACUUCUUAGUCAAGAUAACUGUGUGUUACUAUUUUAUUUACAAUGUCAAUUCAAUUCAGAGCUUUCUAAACAAGUAAACAUCGUCACGUGUUUCUUGUCGAUGGAAUACCUGUAUAAUUACAUGUUUCUACAUAUAAUAACAAGCUUGUGUAAAUCCUCAUUACGACAUAAAGGCAGGUGUAAACUUAUUAUAGGAAAAUAUGUAUAUAGCGUGAGAGAAAAUAAAUAAUUAUACAACUCA
Messenger RNA from Ruditapes philippinarum (Manila clam), 6594 nucleotides. RefSeq lists its product as uncharacterized. Bases 393 to 917 code for a protein of 174 amino acids. Lineage: Eukaryota; Metazoa; Mollusca; Bivalvia; Venerida; Veneridae. The record is from RefSeq and is a predicted model, not a curated record. Gene Ontology annotation, cellular component: membrane. The transcript is spliced from 3 exons.